GUGUGAAAGAAAAUGGAUGUUGAUUAACAGAUGAAACUGUUUAUGUUUAUUCGACUAUACAAUUUAUAGCUUGCAUCCCAAGAUUUGCAGAAGUAAUCGAUUGCUAAGACCAACAUGUGAUUUCUGUAAAAUGUCAUGUACACGAAUAAGUCAUGUCCUCUUUGGAAAGUUCACCUAGCAAUAGUCUGAACAGAUCUGUAACAGGGUUGGGAUCUCCUUCUCCAAAAUCAUAUGACUAUUUACUCAAGUUUUUGUUAGUUGGAGACAGUGACGUUGGAAAAGAAGAAUUAAUUACUGGGUUAGAUGAUGGUGCUACUGAAUCUCCAUAUGGCGUUUCAACUUGUGGAAUAGAUUACAAGACAACAACCAUACUUCUUGAUGGCAAGAGAGUAAAAUUACAGUUAUGGGAUACUUCAGGCCAAGGAAGAUUCUGUACAAUAUUUAGGUCAUAUUCCAGAGGAGCUCAGGGUAUCCUGUUGGUAUAUGACAUUACAAACAAAUGGUCAUUUGAUGGAAUGGACCGCUGGAUUAAAGAGGUCAAUGAGCAUGCACCGGGAGUUCCUAAAAUCUUAGUUGGAAAUCGUUUACAUUUGGCCUACAAGAGACAAGUUAGUGAGGCAGCUGCUGAGGCCUAUGCCUUGAGAAAUGAUAUGGCAUUCUUUGAAGUCAGUCCACUCUGUGAUUUUAAUGUGACAGAAUCUUAUGCUGAGUUGUCCAGGCUGGCAUUGAAAAGAAAUGGGGUCAGCAGAUCAUGGGGACAUAAUAAAGUGCUAAGUUUACAGGAGUUGGCCUGUCACACAAUUGUUUCCAGUACAACUAUCUAUGGCAUAGACAAUCUUCCUUUACCGCAGACUCUGAAAUCUCACCUCAAAUCAUAUGCAUUGACAAAUAAAACCCGUGCACGCAUGCUCAGUUUUAUACACAGAGACAAGAGCAAGAAACCAAAAUACUUAAAUCCCAGCGACUCUCCACCUAUGAACUGUCGGAAAAGUUGUUGUAUUAGCUAGCAAUUCAGGAUGGUUGUUAUCUAAAUGAUGAUGCGAGGAGUUUGGAUAAUCCAAGUGCUGUGUGAAGGCAGUGUUUUGAAUCAAUUGGGAGAUAGUAGUGUUCUUGGAGUUUGCUUGGUUGGUUAAAGUUUUCUAUGGAAAUAAUAUCACUUGCUAAUCUGGCAAGGUUUAAAAACUGUCUCAUAAUGUUUUACUUUAUAAUGGUUAAGAUAUUUGGGUUUUCUACAAUGAAAAUUAUUAUUUUUGUCACUCAAAACAUAAGGACAUAUUUUAAAAUCCAAAUUCAUUGAAAAGAAGUAGCUAAAAUAUAUUAUUCUCUACUUCCUUAAGUUUUAUUUUCAUCACAAAAAAGUGAUCAACACAUUUUCUUUGGCCUUUUCAUAUUGCACAUAAAUUUUUAAAGAAAUAAAGGUUAAUGUUGUUUAGUUAAUUUAUCAAAAGAAUUGUUAAAGUUAAAUGGUAAUUUCAAAAUAAACAAUGAGACAAAAUAACAUAUGAAUAUUUAGUGGUUAUGUUUCCAUGGUAUAUUUCAACUGAGUGUAUAUUGUUUUAUGAACUUUACAUAUGUUUGAAUGAUGUUAAGGGAUGAUUGUACAGUUGUAUAUUAGUUUUGAUAUUGGUGCAAUUGUAGGUAAAAUAAAAUUGUUGCAUAAUGUUCAGCUGAUAUCUUGUUGAUCAGUAUACAUCAGAAUAUAGUCAGACCUUUAUAUAAACAAUGCCCUCUACUCCACCCAAAGUAAAGUUUUUUUUUUACAGUAAUUGCUAUAUAAGGUGCUUGGUAUGACAGGUUUUACUAUAUUUAAACAAUAUCACCAAAAUAAAAAUGUCAAUCAAUGCUAUAAUCUCACUCAUUGUGUGUUACAAAUAUUUUGGAUAUUUAUACUGUGUUUUUUUUCAUGCCAUAGAAAAUCUUAUAACAUUUAUAAAACAUAAAGCAUCUUACCAGCUGAUCCAAAUGACAUUUUACUAUUGUCCUUGCAUUGUAUAUAAGAAAAUGUUUCUAUGACGAUGUACUUCAUGCGAGUGCCAAAAAAAGAUGAUAAAUAUUGUCUUCAUGGGAAAAAUAGAAAUUGGGUCACUGAAAAUGGAUCUUUAAUUUCUUUAAUAAUGGAAGAUGUUGGCAUUAAAGUACCUUUUGGUUCAAAAGCAAUUUCCGUAGGAGUGGCUGUAAAAAAGAAAUAAAAUAAAUACUGUUUAAAACUUGCUAAUGUUAAGGCAAUUCUAUAGAUGUAUCUAGUUUUUCAAAAAAGAAAAUUGUUGUGAUUAGAUAUGUUUUUGAUAAGGCCUCUUCCUUGUAAAUGAAAUUAUAUAAGUUUAACCCUUUCUGCAUCAUUUUUAAAACAAAUAUGUGCCAUAAACAUAUGAGUGUUGUUUUUACUUAAAACGAAGGAUUACCUGGUUGUACAGCAAACUAAUUUCUGUUAAAAAUUUGAAUAUAAACAAUCAGGGAUUGACUGUUUAAAGAUGGUUAACUCAUAAAUUUUUAUAUGAACAUGUUUUUUUGUUGUAUGUAUAUUUUGUACCAAAUGACAUACACUAUUCAAAGUUUAUAUUUUUUGUACAGAGAAAAGACAUUUGUACAUAUAGAAUUUGAUGUUGUAUUUAUUAUCAAUCUGAUGGAGAUGCAGAUCCUGUGUCCAGGCUUGGCUUUCAAAGAUCAGACAAUGAUCCAUUCUACUUUCUGUUUUCAAGACCUUUUAGGAUCUACUUUCAGUUUUAAAGAUCUUUCUGGAACUACUUUCUGUUUUAAAGACCUUUCGGGAUCUACUUUAAGUUUUAAAGACCUUUCAGGAUCUACUUUCUGUUUAAAGAUCUUUCAGGAUCUACUUUCUGUUUUAAAGACCUUUCAGGAUCUAUAUUCCAUUUUAAAGAUCUUUUAGGAUCUACUUUCUGUUUAAAGACCUUUCAGUGUGGAUCUACUUUCUGUUUUAAAGACCUUUCAGGAUCUACUUUCUGUUUUAAAGACCUUUCAGGAUCUACAUUCUGUUUUAAAGACCUUUCAGUAUCCUCUGGUUUCGAUGAAAUGAUACAAAAACCAUUAAAAAUUUAACGACUAAAAUUUCAUUAGCUAUUGACCAGAACAGAAAGAAAAUCGAAGCAUUGUCAGAUCCCUGUAAUCAAAGAGAGGACACAUGAUCACAUGAUCUGUUUUAGAAUCAGAUUGUAUUUAUGAUAUGUGUCAUAUGGUUGUGCUGUAUUGUGAUUAUGUUAAAAUUGACUAGUCAAACAUAUUUUGUAGGUUUCAUAGUUCAAAACUUUUAUACUGUUAAUAUUACAUGAAUAAUGAAUUAUAAAGUUGUCAGUUACUUGUCACUUGAUGUUAUAAUCAGUAUUUGAAAUUUAGUAUAUUCUGUAUGUAAUUUUAAAAUGUAUUCAAAAUUAUUGAUAAUGUGCCAUUAUUUUUCUGUCACAAGUUAUUCCAUAUUUUAGAUAUAAUGCCAGUAACUGUCAAAAAUAUUCAUAAUUAAGUAUAUAAUAUAGUAUUACCUUUAAAGAUACUUUAAAACUGACGAAAACAAUGCUGAACUAAAACUGUAUUCAUGCAUCAACAUUUAGAGUAUAAUGCCAGUAACUAAAAUAUUUUCUAAAAAUAAGGAUACAAUUACAUUAACUGUCAAAAAUAUUCAAAGCUAAGGAAUAAAGAUUCAUUCAAGCUAUAUAGAUUAUUAUGUUCACAAUAUUUAUAAAACCACAAAUUCCUUUUCUAUAAGGAGACAGGUCCUUUUAUAGUCUAAAUUAUUGAAAUUUAAAAGAUUUAUCUCACCUGUUAGUUUUUCAUUCAAUAGGUGUUACAAAUCAUUAUCAGGAAUAUACUCUAAUGAUCAAACGUAGGAAUUACUGUGGAUUCAUUUAUUUCCGUGGAUUAAGGAACAAUUUCCUGGAUAUUUGAUUUCUUGGUUAUGACAAAAUCUACAUUCAAGUCUAUGUCAAAUUUGUAGUUUUGUUAAAUAAUUAAAUUUUUGGUUCUCCUGUACCAACGAUUUCCAUGAAAACCAAAUAAUAAUGAUUCUACAGUAAAUACCUCUUUUUGUUUCUUGUGCAAUUGCUGUCUUAAGCUGAAAUAUGGACAUUUUGUCAGUGGUUUAUACUCUUAUGCAAUUUAUAUAUGAGACAAUUACCAAUGUAAACAAAGACUCAUGGUCUUGAAGUUUCAGGUAACAUUUUUCUAAGGUAUGUUUUAUCUAAAAUUAAAUUAUUAUGAUGGCAUUUAUUAAAUCUGCAUUAUAAACUUUGUAAUUUACCUGUCUUUGUCUCUUGAGUUUUUAGCUAAAAGUUAGCUCACUUUUUGUUCUUAUAAAAUCCUAUCAUAAUUAAGCAUUAGAAACUUGUAUCAAUGGAGAUUAUAAUUUGUAAAAUUGUGUAUAAAGUGCACAUGUGUCCCAGAAGUAGUGACUGAAAAAUAAUACAGCUAAUUGCAAUUACAAAUUUUAUUUUUAAAAUCAGCCUUCUCCACUGUAAUGAAGGAUACAUUUUCUGUAAACUCUUUGAACUUUGCCAUAAUUGCCUGUAGAAAUUAUAUUCAAUAUUGGCUCUACCAGCUGCUUUUACCAACGAAAAUACAAGAUAGCAUUUUACAGUAAUAUUUCACACUACUUCUUCAUUGAUAGGACUUAUUAAGAAAAGAUAUCCAUUAAAUAUUCUUUCUUUUUGUCCCCUUUAAAGAUUUUAUUAUUUAUUGAAUUAGUCCACUUAAAAUCAUACAUCAGGCAUUACUAACAGUGAAAAAUACAUUCUAAUGGUGUCUCUAGUCAUUGCAAAUUUAGAAACAUCAAAUAUGUACUGAAAGUAUAAAAUUAACAUAGGUGAUGAUCAGAAUUUAAAUUAGAAACUACUAGGAUAUAUAUCUUUAUUCUCAAACAGCUAAUGCAUAACGUCGGUACAGAAUCAAAACAGCUUUGAAAUCACAGCAUCUGUUAAAUAUGUUAUUUCUUAAGAUAUGUACAUUUUUUGUCCAUGCAUAUUGUAUGGUAUCAUUUCUUAGAAAUUUUGGUGACUGACAUAACUUGUAUUUUCUAUUACAGAUUUUAUACUGUUUGAGUCCUAAGACUUUCUGUUAAUUGAUGCUGAUGUACAGUAAUAUGUAUAUAUUUAAUACAUGUAAAAUGCAUGUAACUUAGAUCUGCCAAAAACAUCAAAUGUUUGUAAUGGCAUUAAAAAUAAAUAGAAUCUCAUUUAC
This is a messenger RNA of Mytilus californianus (California mussel), 5184 nucleotides long. RefSeq names its product ras-related protein Rab-40B-like. The record is from RefSeq and is a predicted model, not a curated record. The coding region runs from base 153 to 1007 and encodes 284 amino acids. Gene Ontology annotation, cellular component: synaptic vesicle; endosome; plasma membrane. Gene Ontology annotation, biological process: intracellular signal transduction; protein localization to plasma membrane. Lineage: Eukaryota; Metazoa; Mollusca; Bivalvia; Mytilida; Mytilidae. The transcript is spliced from 6 exons. Gene Ontology annotation, molecular function: GTP binding; GTPase activity.